AUGCAGACAGCUUCAAUAUUUAAUGGAAAAUAUGUUGUAUAGAAGAAGAUAUCGUCUGGCUCUUUUGGAGUGGUUCUAUUGGGACACGACAAAGAUAAAAAUAUCGAUGUGGCAAUAAAAAUAGAGAAGGAAGAGAACGAGGAUGUGCGUUCUUUGGAGAGGGAAGUUCAAGUUUUGGAGAGGUUAAAUGGAAUUGAAGGAGUUCCUAAAAUAUAUUGGCAUGGCGAGCAGGAUGAUUUUAAUGUUAUUGUUAUGCAAAUUUUGGGAAAGGACUUAUCUCAUUAUGUGAAGAGCAAAAAGAAAUUUUCCUUUAAAACAACAAUCCAAUUAGGAAUUUAAAUAGUAAAGGUUUUAGAGAGAAUCCACAAUAAAGGAGUUGUUCAUCGGGAUUUGAAGCCUGAAAAUGUGUUAUUUGGAAUAGACGAUGAAUCUUCUAAAAUUUAUGUAGUGGAUUUUGGAAUAAGUAAAAUAUUUCGAGAUAAAAAUGGAAAUAUUCAGUAAAUUAUUCAAAUUUACUUAGUCCAUUUCGUGACAACACAUCUUUCAUAGGAACAACUCGAUACGCUUCUAUAGCAGCACAUAAAGGCUUUGAGUUGAGUAGAAAGGACGAUAUUGAAUCUCUGAUUUAUGUUUUGCUGUACUUCAUGAAAGGGUAAUGGAAUUGUGAAUAAUAAAAAGUCUAGGCAGUUACCAUGGCAAAAUAUGUAGAAUGUCAGUGAUGAGGAGAGGACAGCCAAAGUUGGAGAGAUGAAGAUGUCCAUCGAUCCUAGAGAAUUAUGUAAAGAUGUACCAAUAGAAUUUGCAAUUAUACUUGAGUACUGAAAUUCAUAAAAUGAUUUAGGUAUCUUAAACAAUUACAAUAUUUGAGUGAGCCAGAUUACAAUUUGAUUCAAUAGUAGUUUGAAAAAGCAGCAGAAAAUUUGGGUAUUUAGUUGGACUACUCUUAUGAUUGGGAUUAGUAAUAGCCAAUGAAAAUUUCAUAGAGUGUUCAUUCUGACAUCAUGCAAAGAUCCACUACUUUAAACUAAUAAUUAUAACUUCCAUCUACUGGUGAGAUGAAAAAAUCAAUUGAUAAACAAGGAAGCAACCUCAUCAGAUAGUAUAAAUCCAUUUAAAUCUGAUUAGAAUGAGUAAUAAUCAAUUCUUAGCUCCUCCUCAAUCAAAUUAGUUACAAGCUCAUGCUCUAAAAAGACAAGAUUCGUCCUAGUAGCCAAGUAUCGUAUCUGGCAGUGUAAUGCUAAGUACGUACAAUUCGAUAAGGCCAAAAUAUUAAGCUUCUCAGUUGGGCAUAGACGUUAAAGUGAGUAUAGAUAGUGCACCUAAAGAAUUUCUAUAGGAGUAGAGGAAGACUUCAGAGUCAGCAUAAUAAAAAGCACAAAAUUGCAAUACUGAAACAGUCGGGUGGAGAGACUCAAUCUUUGAGGAGAACUUUGAUGAUCUCCCAUUAUCUAAGAAAUAUGGACUUCUUUAAUAAAAGGGAGUUGAUAUGUAACAAUCAAUUCUUACAAAUAAUUUUAGGUAUAGAAAGUAAAUGAAUUCUAGUGCUAGCCCAAACAGACCUAAGAAAAAACAAUGA
This is a messenger RNA of Paramecium octaurelia, 1576 nucleotides long. The record is from the annotation of a GenBank genome assembly. Lineage: Eukaryota; Ciliophora; Oligohymenophorea; Peniculida; Parameciidae.